AUGAUGAUGACUAUAGUGGAAGUGGUGCCUUCUAUAAUAUUACACCUAUAUCCUUCAAUGAGCGUGAUGUCUGGGCUAAAUAUUUUGGAAUGACUCCUGUGCUCGAUUUAACAAGCAACCUUAUCAACGGCUUCUUUGCAGUUAUCUGUAUUUUAGGCCUGGUGGGAAAUGGAAGGACAAUUCACCUCCUGGCCUUUUCCAUUAAGAGGAAUCCUUUCACCACUUUCAUCCUGAACCUCUCCCUCGCUGAUUUUGGAGUCCUCACAUCCUUUAUUGUUGCAGCUGUUGUUGUGGCUGUUCUAACUCUGCAUGGAAUCACUCAUCUUUCAUUUGCCUUUUUCUUCUUAUUACUUGAGCUCUUUUUCUUCACCUAUUCUGCUAGCCGGCUUCUGCUGACGGCCAUCAGCCUGGACAGGUGCGUGGCUGUCCUUUUCCCACACUGGCAUCGCUCCCAUCGUCCUCCAUACUUUCCCACCCUUCUUUGUCUCCUCACAUGGAAUCUCUCCUUCUUUCUCUCUGCGGUGCACUUCAUUCUGUACCAGACUACCAACUUUGGAAUUUCGCUUUUCUUUUUUCAGAUUAUUGUGAAUGGCUUACUUUGUACGCCUCUCAUGGUUGUGUCCACUUUGACCCUCUGGAUUUGUAUGAGGUCUAAGCCUCGACACAAUCAAAGGAAACUUCUCACCACUAUCUUGCUGGCUCUUCUCUUCUUCCUGCUUUUUUCUCUCCCAAUGGAUGUCUUUUAUGUCAUUGAAUAUUUUGGUUCCUAUAAUCCCCUCCUCAUGACCGUUGGGAUAGGAUGUGUGGCUCUCAAUAGCAGCAUCAACCCACUCCUUUAUUUCUUAGUCGGGAGGAAAAAGAGGGGGAAAGACCAGCCCAGAGCAUCUUACAAGGUGGCUCUCCAAAGAGUCUUCAAAGAUGAGAAGGACAGCCCAGAAGAUCCGAAAACUAUGGAGGAAGACCAGUUGUGAAGACUCACUGUCCCUUGUGAGGAGUCACUGGCAUUGUGUAGUCAUUUUUUAAAGUCCUAAAUGAUAUGCGGACUCAAUAAGAACCUACAGAAUGGAUGGAAUUUGCCAAUCCUAAUAUAGCUAAUCACCAAACAAUGUAAACAGGAAAUAUUGCUUCAUGUGUAAUUUUUAAAGUGAAGAUGCUGGACAGAAAAAUGUCAAUACAAAUCAUCAAAACAACUGUAUCAAUCAUUCUUACCAAAUGACAUUUUUUUAAAAUCAGUAAUUU
Molecule: messenger RNA, 1239 nt
Organism: Thamnophis sirtalis
Lineage: Eukaryota; Metazoa; Chordata; Lepidosauria; Squamata; Natricidae
Source: RefSeq, a predicted model, not a curated record